This is a messenger RNA of Argiope bruennichi, 1371 nucleotides long. RefSeq names its product protein giant-lens-like. The record is from RefSeq and is a predicted model, not a curated record. Lineage: Eukaryota; Metazoa; Arthropoda; Arachnida; Araneae; Araneidae. The transcript is spliced from 4 exons. Bases 103 to 870 code for a protein of 255 amino acids.
CCUUACCUGCAGCGAUGGAGUUCUCCUUAGCGCGGGAAAUCUCAAAAAGCCCGCGAAUCCUCCAAGUUGCAACACCUGUUCUUGGUUCUCUGCUCUGCGACGAUGGUGCUCUCCUCAAACCCCGGGCCCCUCAUGAUUUUGGGGCUGCUUCUGGUGGUCCACUACUCCCCCGUAGCGAUGACGGCUACGCCAGCUGUUAAGAAUUCAGUCAAAGUGGCUGAUAAAAUUUCGAAGUCUUCCUCUUUGCUCAAAAUUCUUUAUCCACAAGGGGCAGGCGAGUCAGGAAUGCCUGAAUGCGAACGAUGGUCAGUGUGCAGUCGGGUGGACACAUACUCUCGCCCUUGGGUGGAACGCCUGUGCACCUGCAAAAAUGGACAGCUCUGUUCUACUUCCUUGCAUCCCGACGAUGGACAUACAGUUGUCGACAGGACACGGCAAUAUAAGGUGUGUGAAAAAGUCGACACCCUUCCGACUUGCCGCUUCUUCAAGGACAUCACGUGGACCCACAUAACGAGCGCGGACAACAAAUUCCAGCAGCGAGUUCACUGCAAGUGUCCUGAAAACAGCACCACCUAUAUUUCAGGGCACGAUGUCAAGACGACUUCUCAGGGAGUUCUCUACUACUACCACUUUUCCUGUUCUCCGGAAAGUGGAAUGCGAUGCCGACGAAAAGAGCCGUGCCGCCUGUUUACCGUGCGCAAACGAUAUCCAGUAGAGGAAGUGACAACCAGCACUCUGUGCAGGUGUCCACCGAAAACGACUUGCCCAUCUCAUCACACGGAUCCUUUUGUGCUAUCCGAUUUUGAUCCUAACCGUCCGAAGGACGGCACAAGGACAUACAGUGGAUUCUGUGGAACCAGUGAAUUAUGAAAACUUUGGAAAGCAACGAGUGUAAAUAUAUGAGUGACAUUUGUACAAAUACAGUCUCUUUGACGUCAUCCAACGAUUGCAAAGUUUUUUAUUCAAUCGGAAUUUUAGAAACAUUCUUUUUGGAUCAUCCAAUAAUUGCAAAAUUGUUUUGUCUUCAACUAGAAUUUUUGAUAGCGCCCACGCUCUCAUUAAUAAUUUGCAAAGUUAUUAUUUUUUUUAACUCAGCCAGAAUUUUAGAAAGUUACAAAAAUUGAGUAGCAUUUUUUACUAAAAAGAUUCGAAUAAUGCCAAUUACUUUUUUUAAUGUAAAAAGUAAUUGGCGCUAUUCAAAUCUGAAAACCGAAAUUACUAAAACUUUUAAACACACACACACACACACACACACACACACACACACACACACACACACACACACACACACACACACACACACACACACACACACACACACACACACACACACACACACACACACACACACACACACACACAAAUCUUUAA